Messenger RNA from Anoplophora glabripennis (Asian longhorned beetle), 1370 nucleotides. Its product is annotated as estrogen sulfotransferase-like. Gene Ontology annotation, biological process: sulfation. Gene Ontology annotation, molecular function: sulfotransferase activity. The transcript is spliced from 7 exons. Lineage: Eukaryota; Metazoa; Arthropoda; Insecta; Coleoptera; Cerambycidae. The record is from RefSeq and is a predicted model, not a curated record. The coding region runs from base 204 to 1250 and encodes 348 amino acids. Gene Ontology annotation, cellular component: cytoplasm.
AACUAUUUGUUAAAACAAAAUAAUGGUUUUAUAUGUAUAUAUUUAGAAACUGUGAUAAUGUUGUGUAGACAGUGGCCGUUACAACUUUUAUAAUCCUUAUGCAAAUUAAGUAAAACCUGCCUUCAUCAGAUAACUAAAACAUCAGGUGCCUCCAUAUAAUAACAAAUACAUGCGUACAAAACAAAGAUAGGUGGGUAAGAACUAUGGCUAGUUGUCUGAUGACUGGGCGUAAGAUUUUUAAGAAAUUACCAUUUGAGGUCGUGGAUCCCAAAGAAGAUGAAAAACCUAAGGUGAACGUUUACGGCCCAAAUGGUUUUGUUUUCGUCGGUCCCAAAAGGUAUUUACAACCUGCUUGCUAUAAAGAAUAUGGACUAGAUGUUUACAAUUUUGAAGCUAGGCCAGAUGACGUCUACGUGGUUGGAUAUCCAAGAUCAGGUACCACGCUUCAUAGCGAAAUGGUCUGGCAAAUAGCAAAUGACCUGGAUUACGAGGAAGCCGCAAAAAGUUAUAUAUCGCAUAGGUUUCCACAUCUAGAUUUUAGUCUUUUCUCCCGUUUACCACAAAUGAAGGAAAUAUUAGAGAAGAAAGACGUGGACGAAGAAGCUUUGGAUAUUGCUCGAAAAUAUCUCGAACUAUCUGUGGAUGGCUUGUCGCAGAGAAAAGGCAGAAGAUUCCUUAAAUGCCAUCUACCGAUUAGUCUAAUGCCUCCGCAUAUUUUUGAAGUUGGCGCCAAAGUCAUCUACUGUGCUAGAAAUCCAAAAGACGUUCUGGUAUCGAUAAUACAUGUGAUUCGUUUCUUUCAAUCCGAUCGAGGGCCAAAACCUAAUAUUAAAAACUGGUUCGAUGACUUUAAAAACGAUUUAGGGAUGUACUGCCCAUUCUUCGAACAAGUCUUAGAAGCUUGGGAGAGACGAAACGACAAAAAUUUUCUAUUUUUAUUCUAUGAAGACACUGUCAGGGAUAAACGGCAGACAAUUCAGAAGAUAGCCGAAUUCCUUGGUAAAAAGUUGUCGGACGAUCAGAUAGACGGUUUGAAAGAUUACCUUAGCAUUGAGAAAUUCAAAAACAAUAAGUCUGUAAAUUGUACUCAAAUGGUCAAGUUGGGACUAGCUAAGGACACCAACCUCUUCAUCCGACGGGGAAGACCAGGAGGUUGGAAAGAACUGUUCGAUGAAGAAAUCGAAAGAGAAUUCAAUGAAUUGAUGGAUGAAAAAUUGAAAGGGACAAAUCUAAAAUUUCCAGAAGAAUAAUUAUAAAUUUUGUAAAUCUAACACUACAAAAAUAUGAAAUUUCUAAUAAUUUAUACUUAUAUGAAUGUUGAUAACACUCCCGAGAGAGAUAAUAUUAACAAAUAAAAGCUCUAAGAACUG